AUGUCUCACACACAGCAAGAAAAACCACUCAAUCGCGCUGACGAGGUCAAAGACCUUCUCGACGCCGUGCAAGAGCUGAUAAUACCCUUUAUUCGCUCUGCAGACGAAGACGCAGCGACAAAACACACAGGCCAUGGACUGAAGAUCGAAGGUGGCGGGCCUAGAACCGCAUUAGUGGAGCAUCACCCACCUAAGAAGCUCGAAUCCAUCCUCAAAGAAGAGCUGGAAAUCAAGGACGAAAGAGCCGGUAAAGAUGGGCUGGUGAAGCUCGUGGGAAGUGUUUUGAAGUACUCCGUAAACACAUGGGACCAAGGGUUCCUGGAUAAGCUGUACGCAAGUACAAAUGCUGUGGGAGUAGUCAGCGAACUGUUAUUGGCGGUAUUGAAUACCAACUCACACGUAUACCAAGUCUCGCCUGUGCUAACACUUGUUGAAAAACGCACUACAAAGUAUCUAGCCUCACUGUUUGGCCUUCCUUCCUCGACUUCAGGAGGCAUCUCCCAACCAGGCGGCAGUGCAUCAAACAGCGCUGCCAUAGUAAUUGCCCGCAACAACCUUUACCCCGAGACCAAAACUGAUGGCAAUGGAUCCCGCAAAUUCACCAUCUUCACGUCAGCCCACGGUCACUACUCGGUUGAGAAAGCAGCCAACCUCUUCGGUCUCGGUUCCAAGAACGUGAUUUCCGUCCCUGUCGACGAUCGAGGCUGCAUCAUUCCCUCUGAAUUCGAGCGCUGUGUAAGAGAAAGCAAAGACCGAGGCGAAACACCCUUCUUCCUAAACGCAACAGCCGGAACCACCGUCCUCGGCUCCUUUGACCCCUUCACCGCUCUCAGCAAGAUCUGCAAAGAACAAAACCUCUGGUUCCAUAUCGAUGGCAGCUGGGGAGGAAGCGUAGUUUUCAACGCCCAAUACCGCGAAUCACGCCUCAAGGGCGCUGAACUCGCCGACAGCAUAACCAUCAACCCGCACAAAAUGCUCGGCGUGCCCAUGACGUGUUCAUUCCUUCUCGGCCGCGACAUGAACACCUUCUACCGCGCACUUACGCUACCCGCUGGCUAUCUUUUCCACAACGCACCUGGUACUGACGCAGCGGACAUCUACGAUCUUGCUGAUCUGACACCUCAAUGCGGUCGUCGCGCUGACUCGCUCAAGAUGUUCCUGGCCCUUCAAUACUACGGUGCGCAGCACUUCAGCGACUUGGUAGCCCGUGGGUACGAGAACGGAGAAUAUCUUCUGAGCAAACUGAAGGAGAGCGGCAACUUCAAGACGAUCAGUCCGGAGCCGCUCCCGUGUCAGCAGGUGUGCUUUUACUAUGCCAAAGGAGGAAACCUGGGGGAUGAGGUGGACGCCAAUAGUAAGGCGACGACUGAGAUUGCCAAUAGACUUAUCAGUAGAGGGUUCAUGAUUGACUUUGCCCCUGGGGAGAAGGGCAAGUUCUUCAGAGUCGUGGUUAAUGGGGGGUUGAUCAAGGGGACGCUAGAUGGGCUUGUCAAGGCACUUGAAGAGACGGCCACAGAUUUGGGGUAUUAG
This is a messenger RNA of Alternaria burnsii, 1530 nucleotides long. Its product is annotated as plp-dependent transferase. The transcript has 3 exons. The coding region runs from base 1 to 1530 and encodes 509 amino acids. The record is from RefSeq and is a predicted model, not a curated record. Gene Ontology annotation, cellular component: cytoplasm. Gene Ontology annotation, biological process: carboxylic acid metabolic process. Gene Ontology annotation, molecular function: carboxy-lyase activity; pyridoxal phosphate binding. NCBI's taxonomy places the organism in Eukaryota, Fungi, Ascomycota, Dothideomycetes, Pleosporales, Pleosporaceae.